GUCAAACAAAAUGUCGUAAACAUUAAACGUCUCUAAAUGAUUGUGUUUGGGUGGACAGAACCCUGUUAAUGGAUAAUGGCUCUUCUCAUGUCUGUUGCAUAACGGUAUGUGCUGUUCUUCCAGGUGGACACAUGGGCUAAGCCUUUGUGAGGCUUUCUCUGUGCAGGAUUUCUAUUAUUGAUUGCAUUAUCACCAUGUUCUCUGCUGCAACACAGUAACACUAAAGUCCCAUUAACAGAGGUAAGAAAACCGGGCUUGAUACAAAGAGGCCUCAGACAGAGGCAGAGGCCGUUGCCUCUCAUAUUUCUCUUCCUGUGUUUGUCUCUACGUCCUAUGUACACACUGUGCUGUUUGACAGUGGCAGCACAUUUUUGGAUAAGUUUAAUUAUAGCAGCUGGCAAGUCGGAUCUAUUAAAAGAAAAAAUGUUUAAAGUGAUAGAAAAAAAAAGAAUUAUAAUGGCAGUGAAAGAGAGAAAAAAAGGAUAAGAGUAACUAAACUCUGUAACUGAGUCAUUGUUUAAUGAGUACUGUGCAAAAUUCUCCAUCCAUCUAUUAAUUUUUAAACCUUUGCUUUCCAAGUUCAAAGUAUUUCUUGUAACCCUUCAAAAUGUUAUCUAGUAGUGAAUGUUACACUAGAGGCUCUUUUUAAAUUGUACAAUGGGACAUUUUACUUUUGCAGAUUCUUGCAGCUGAUUUCUUUGAAAUCUGACCAUUUUGAGAUCUUUUAAUUUUAAGAUGAUGUGGUGACCUAUGAAUCAUUCAGGCAUAAGAUUAGUAUUGUUUUAUAAUAGAAAAUGUAAGAAAGAACAAUUUUACUUUACACAUAUAAUAUUAGGUAUAUUAGUUUGUCUCACCUGCAAUGGUGUAUUAGCAAGUGCUAAUGAUAUGAUUUGAUGUGCUGGAAAGUAUAAGGCUAGACAGCAUGGUUACAAAAUACCCUCCAAAGGCCUAAGAAGAACUGUGGUAGUUUUGGGUACUUGAGGUGAUUUUGUAAUACACAUCUAUUUUGUUUAGUCAAAAUCUGACUCAACAUUACUUAGAAAAUGUGCCAGAUAGAAAUAUUAACAAAACAAAUAUUUGUAUCCAAUGCAUAAUUUCUUGUGAUGCGCUGCUGUCCUUCAGUUCAUCACUAUUGUGACCCACAAAAUGGUGCCCAUAGCUUUGUGAUUCUCAGACUAGUGCCAGUAGGGGUCGUCAAAUCGACACAAACCAACUGCAAGUGUUGGGAAAGACACACUACCACCUUUAAGGGGCAUGCUGCACUAAUCAUGUACCCUCUACACAUGAACACUUACACCUGAUGGUGUGUGUUCAGUACUCUGCAGCAUUUUAUCCCCCACAUACAUUCACAGAGCGAUCGUUUCUAUACCUCCUGGUCCCAGUCAUCCUAUCCCACUGCUUUAAUUAUGCACACUCAAAAGGCCCCCCUGUCUGAGGUUUGGAUCCAGUUGAUGCUGCUCACUGGCUUUAUUGGUUAUUGGCUUCUACAAGGCAACGAGCGAGACAUGUGUGUUUUCUUCUCUUGUGUUUUUAGUUGAAUUUUUCUUUUGUUAGUUUAAGUUUUGUGUGCUGUUGGCAUCCUCAUUACGCUGCAGGGGAGCAAAUUGUAAGUGUGAGUAGAGUUUUGCUUAUAAUUAUCAGUGGAAUGUUUAUAACAUUGUUUAUCUUUUUGAAUUUUGGAUCAAUUAAAGGUGAGACAUUUCUAAAAAUAGUUACCUAAGUUGCCAUUUAAAGAGAUUUCUUUAAGAUAAAUAUACUCAAUGUAAAGUAGUUUUUCUAAUUAUUCUGCUUUAUUAAUCUAUGUAAAACAGAAAACCUGCACUAAGAAAUUAAAUUAAAUUACAUGAAGUACUAAAACUAUAAUACACACAGCUGCCAGAAUAAUGCAGUUCAAUAUGUGAAUAAAUCAAAACAUUUCUUGAAAAAGAUAAGAUGUUUGGAUUCAGUAUUCAAAGCAGUGUCUCAAUUGCUCCAACAGGCUUUCUCCUGCACUCUGCUGGGGGCUACUGCAUCCACUGUCCAGGCUCCAGUUUCACCACUUCCUGUCUCAGUUUCAAGCACUACAGUCUAUGUCUUUACAUUAACUCAGUGUGUGUUUGCUAUUAGACAAUAUUUAUCUUCUGGCUGAUUGUUGCGAAGCUGUGUCACAUUUCUGCAGCAUUUCCUUAUUUGCCUGUUAUAUUGGUCUCUUUUGUCUUUUCAACAGAGGGGCUGCUCCUUCUUGGAUCUGCCAGAGUGUGAGAUAGGAGAAGAAGAAUGGAGAACAAUAAGCCAGUGAAGGAGGUUCUCCCCCUGCCUCGCCACCCCACCCCACUUCCUGUGACCUCCACCUCUCCGACCCCUGCUGCCUCCUCGAAAAAACACACUACAGGGUCCAUCCAGCAGGUUCAACUGGCCUCCUCAGUGGUGACAUCCUUCAAUCACCUGAGGCCUCCAGAGAGAGACCUCACGCCGAUGUCUCGGAUGAAGCCUAUUAAAUCGCUGAAGCAUGCCGGCUUAACUGCAGUCUUCACCGGGCAAACUUGGCUUGACAGUGAGGAGGUAAAGGAGGAGGUGCAGGAGGAGGUACCAAGUGUCAACAUGAUCUUGGCUGACAUUGACUCCCUGGUGCCAACCCACGAUGAAACUGGACGCCCCAUAGCAGAAUGGAAACGGCAGGUGAUGGUUCGGCAGCUCCAGGUCAGGAUGCAAGAUGAAGAGGUAGAGGAGGCACAGAAUAUGUUGAAUGGCUACAUGCCACUGGAUUCCUGGAAAUACUCCCAGACUCACAACGCCAUCUUAGGGCCCUUUGGUGAACUCCUAAAAGAGGAAGAUCUGGUUUACUUGCAGCAGCAAAUUGAGUCUGUUUCUCUGCAGAAACGUUGCCAGGCUUAUGAAUUAGAGUUGACCAGGCUAACCGAGGAGUUAAAGGCAAUCUUACCUGAUCCUAUUGUCAAUAUUUCCCUCAACAAGGACAUUCUACAAAGAAUGGACUCUGGGGGAAAAAUCCCCUUGACUCUACCCAUCUGGUGUGAUCGUGUCUCAGAGAUUGUCAAGAAUAUGUCUCUGCUGGUGGCCAAUCUGACUAAAACUCAGAGAAAAGAAACUGAGUGGGGGUUGGUGGGAGGAAUGGUUGAAGGGAUGAAGAGUUUGCAGGAAAAUAUAAUUGCCUCUGAAAUUGAUUUGGACUCAAGAUUGAUGCAAAAUAGCCAAGAAAAGGAGUCUGCACCUGUGGGGACAUCCAGUGGAUGUAGGAUACCCCAUAUUGGGAUGACAUCUGCUUUCAGCCAUUGCUUGGAGAGCAGCAGCUGCAAUAGAGAAAAGAGAGAGAAGGUGGAGAGGGAGAUCCAGCAGUCUGGUGUGUCAGUAAAAAACCUUAGGUCCAACUUUGAGGGUCAGAUUGGAAGCAUUUACCCCUUUGCUGGGGUUGUACAUGGAGCACAGCGGCUGAAGGGGAAGAAUUGGAUUGGACCAUCAGCAGGAAGCAGUGAUGAUGUGAACACACACCUUAGUCAUGGCGCCAUUAAAACUUGUGGAGCUGUGAUGGAGACCACCAGCUUAAGGAAAGAGCGGAUAGUUGUGUUAUUCCUGAGUCACUGGAAAAAGUCUGCAUAUGCCAUUUCAAUGAGAGCAGCAAGACAGAGACAAGAAAAACUUGCAGCAUCAGGGAAAGUGGCUACAGCUCAGCUGAAACAGAACCCCCACUCUCUGUUCCGGUUCUGCCAACAACGAGGUGCCGUGGACAAAAUCAUAAACUCCUGGAGGAAUAAGCUGGAGUACACUCCAAAAUCUCAUUUGGUUUCACAAAAUCCAUGUAACUCCCAUGUUACCUACUCCCCAGAGCAGUUCCUGCCAGAUAUGGAUGGAGUCGCAAUGAGUCACGACAGCUUGACCCUCGACCUCUUCAUGCUGGGUUAUUUCCACAUCUUAGAACAAGACCUGCCUGCUGAGGAGAGGAAGAUGAGACAUCUCCUCUGCUUUGAGGUUUUUGACCAUGUCAGCGUCUUCCCCUGGGAGAAGGUGCGGGAUUUCCACAAGGCUGUUCUCCAAGAAAUUCAGUCUAGGAGGCGGCAGUGGAGCGACGGCUUUGAAGACCUCAAAACUCAAUUCUUUGGUGAAUCGACAACGUGUCGCUGCCCAUCGUCAUUGGUGCCAGACUUUAAACCUGUACCCAAGGUUAUAGUCCAAAAUGCAACUCCAGAUGAGAGUGGCAGUGACACAGAAUUUUCCUGUUUCAAUAAUGAAGAUAUAUGUAAAUAUAUCGAUCGCAGUUUUGCUUUCUGGAAAGAGAAAGAGGCAGAACUGUUUGACUUUGAACACUGAGUUAAAAUUUGAUGGGGUUUUUUGGGGACAAAAUGAUAUUGAAGAGCUUGUUUUAAAAAAGAGAUGGAUCCUAAAUAAAACACUGAGAAAGCUUUGUUGAUGAACAGUUAUUGCAAACAAAAGUUACUGUCAAAAAACUUCAGUAUUUUGAAGAACCUUCACCAAUUCUGCAAAUAGAGAAAAUGCAUUUGAAUUUUAGAUUUUUAUACACCCAAUGUCUACAGAUGUCCAAGGUUUCCAACUGCAGUUUUGCUGAACACAAUUACCCCUUUCAUGCAUAUAGCGGCCACUACAGUGGACAGUUGUCUUAAAGCCAUUUUCUUGUGUUUCAUGUCAAUUUUUAUGCACACAGACCACAAAAGCGGACACCAGUGAAUCAUACAAUGCAGUAUCAACUACUGGCCAUCCACUGUAAGUGCAAAAAAUAUUUGUUAAUAUAUAUUUAUUAAUAAAUAUUUCUUAAAUCCAAAUCCAACAAAAAAGCUACUCAGGAAUAUCCACUUCCUACUUUUACUUUAGAGGACUCUUGCAGGUAAAGGAAAUAUUGUGACAUUAUGUAACCCCUAAAUAUUAAUACUAGUGAUGUAUUUUCCAAAUAACAACUUUGUAUUUGGAGAAAAAUACAACUGAUCACCUA
This is a messenger RNA of Xiphophorus couchianus (Monterrey platyfish), 4939 nucleotides long. RefSeq names its product espin like b (gene espnlb). The record is from RefSeq and is a predicted model, not a curated record. The transcript is spliced from 5 exons. Gene Ontology annotation, cellular component: cytoplasm. Gene Ontology annotation, molecular function: actin filament binding. Gene Ontology annotation, biological process: actin filament bundle assembly. NCBI's taxonomy places the organism in Eukaryota, Metazoa, Chordata, Actinopteri, Cyprinodontiformes, Poeciliidae. The coding region runs from base 2257 to 4302 and encodes 681 amino acids.